UUCCGGUGGCUCGUCGCGCUCGCUCACUCCAGCUGCAGCCACUCUUGCCCGUGGCUGCUUCCUCCAUCCUGGUAUUUUUUGGAGCCUCCAUCCUGGUUCUUCCAAAGUGCCCGGACCCAAAACAGGAAAGUGUUGCAGAGGUAGGAAUAUGGGCGAGAAGCAAUCUGGAUAACAUGAAAGUGAUGCUGGUGUCUAAGGGAAGGCGACUUGAUUCUGUGGGAAGGGCUAUACCUGAUCCAUCUAUUUUCUAGAUUUGAGUAUGAGCACAGUUGAAGAGGAUUCUGACACAGUAACAGUAGAAACUGUGAACUCUGUGACUUUGACUCAGGACACAGACGGGAACCUCAUUCUUCAUUGCCCUCAGAAUGAAGCUGAUGAAAUAGACUCAGAAGAUAGUACUGAACCUCCACAUAAAAGGCUUUGUCUGUCUUCUGAGGAUGAUCAGAGUAUUGAUGAUUCUACUCCUUGCAUAUCAGUUGUUGCACUUCCACGUAAGUCACCAUGUACGAAGAACGCAGUUCCCUUUUGAAAUCUGAUUUUAGCUUGUGCGAGAUCAAGUUGGCAUUUCAAGGUAGACUUAGAUCCAUUAUUUUUCUCUUCAUUUAGUCAAAAAGUCUCUUUUUACUAAUACUUAAUGAGUGGGCAUGGCUCUAAAUGAUUUUGCAUAUGUUGCCUAUUUGAAUUUUUUCAGCCUUUUUCAUUGACAAUUAUCACCCACUCCACCCCAAGCUUUUUUAGACAUUUUCUCCUGGUCAUGCUCUCCCCAGUGAAAUUGUAAUACCACAGAUACACUGGUGUGUGUGUGUGUGUGUGUGUUUUAAUGUACUGUAUGUAUGUAGCGUUUUAAUAACAAAGAGGAUACUUUUUUUCCACCCACACCCCUCCUAGAUGCAAGCAUAUUUUGCCCUCAUUGAGAAAGCAUGCUGUAGAGUAGGUAUUAUGAUCCCUGUCUCAUAAAUUUUUUAGGAAAACUAAGGCACGGAGAGAUACAAUAACUUGCCUAAAGUCAUACCCAAGCAUUCUGGUCUUUGAGAACUUUGAUUUUGCACUCAGCAUCAAGCGCAAUCACAUCUUCAUCCAGUUGGAAAAAACUAAGAUUAGGUUUUCAUCAUGGCAGACUUUGUCUUCACACAUAGAUGUGUACUCUUUAUUUAGAGUUUAUUGUUUAUCCAAUUGAACAGAAACCAUUUUCAGUUUACUGUGAGACUUUAUGGAAAGACAGUAUUAAUGUUAAGAUUGCUAAUAUUGCUUCCAGUGACGUAGACAGACAUAUGUAUUUCCAAUUAAAUGAUCUUUACUCCUAGUGAUGAUUCAUAUGAUUUUUUUAAAACUCCUCUAAUUUGACCAUCAUUAGGUUGUGAUUCAGCCAUGAUUGGCAUGUCUAUACAGAUACAAUCCUAUAUGGACAUUUUCCAAGCUAGAAUUUUUUGAAUUCAGAUAUAAUUAACAUGUAACAUAUUAGUCUCAGGUGCACAACAUGAUAAUUUGGUAUCUGUAUAUGUUGUGGAAUGAACGUAAUAAGUCUGGUUAACAUCUGCCACCACACAUAGUUAACACUUUUUUCCUUGUGAUGAAAAGUUUCAAGAUAAGUUCUCUUAACAUUUUCCAAGAAUACCAUAGAGUAUUCUUAACUAUAGUCCCCAUGCUGUACAUUAUGUCCCCAAGACAUAAAAUAAGAUGAAAAUAUUUUAUUAAGCCAGAAUUUUUGAGGGAUUAUUUUGACAUAAAUUAAGACUGGUUAAUUCAUUUGGGUAAAGUUGAGUACCUUGAUCAUGACUGUAGGUUCAAAGUCCAUUUGCUAUUAUAUUCUGUGUACGGUGUCACACUGAACCCUUCACACCCUCUUUCACUUAACUGGGUAUGAUAAUGUGGACGUACUGACCUGAGCUACUUGCUGUGGGGUCACAGCAUCAUCACAUAUGGAGAAUGUUCUAGAGCCUAAUAUUUACAGUAGUACUAAAUUUGUGAAAAGUGGGCUUGAAGUAUUGUUCCCUAGAUUUGUAAAAAGCAUGUUGAUAAAAUCAACGUAGGAAAACUUCUCCAUUAAAAAGUCACGUAAAAAAAUGAAGUCCUGUAUCAUCACCAUCAUCUGGGACUGACUGAAUGGGCAAGUCGUUGUUUGCUGGACUUGAUGGAGUUUCAGAAAAUGAUCAGAGCUUUGAGGUGACCAUGACUGCAACCACAGAGGUGGCAGAUGAUGAGAUUACUGAGGGAACUGUGACACAGAUCCAGAUUCUACAGAAUGAGCAACUAGAUGAAAUAUCUCCCUUGGGUAAUGAGGAAGUUUCAGCAGUUAGCCAAGCAUGGUUUACAACUAAAGAAGAUAAAGAUUCUCUGACUAACAAAGGACAUAAAUGGAAACAGGGGAUGUGGUCUAAGGAGGAAAUUGAUAUUUUGAUGAACAAUAUUGAACGCUAUCUAAAGGCACGCGGAAUAAAAGAUGCUACAGAAAUCAUCUUUGAGAUGUCAAAAGACGAAAGAAAAGAUUUCUACAGGACUAUAGCAUGGGGUCUGAACCGGCCUUUGUUUGCAGUUUAUAGAAGAGUGCUUCGCAUGUAUGAUGACAGAAACCAUGUGGGAAAAUAUACACCUGAAGAAAUUGAAAAGCUCAAGGAGCUCCGGAUAAAGCAUGGCAAUGACUGGGCAACAAUAGGGGCGGCGCUAGGAAGAAGCGCGUCUUCCGUCAAAGAUCGGUGCCGACUGAUGAAGGAUACUUGCAACACAGGGAAGUGGACAGAAGAAGAGGAAAAGAGACUUGCAGAGGUGGUUCAUGAAUUGACAAGCACUGAGCCCGGUGACAUAGUGACACAGGGCGUGUCUUGGGCAGCUGUGGCAGAACGAGUGGGGACCCGCUCAGAAAAGCAGUGUCGCUCUAAAUGGCUCAACUACCUGAACUGGAAACAAAGUGGAGGUACUGAAUGGACCAAGGAAGAUGAAAUCAAUCUCAUCCUCAGGAUAGCAGAGCUUGAUGUAGCUGAUGAAAAUGACAUAAACUGGGAUCUGUUAGCAGAGGGAUGGAGCAGUGUCCGUUCACCACAGUGGCUUCGAAGUAAAUGGUGGACCAUCAAAAGGCAAAUUGCAAAUCAUAAGGAUGUUUCGUUUCCUGUCUUAAUAAAAGGUCUUAAACAGUUACAUGAGAACCAAAAAAACAACCCAACGCUUUUGGAGAGUAAAUCAGGAUCUGGAGUUCCAAACAGUAAUUCCAAUUCCAGUGUACAGCAUGUCCAGAUCAGAGUCGCCCGCUUGGAAGACAGCACAGCCAUGUCUCCAAGCCCCGUGGCAGCCUUGCAGAUUCCGGUCCAGAUCACCCAUGUCUCUUCAACGGAGUCCCCUGCCACUACUGUUGACUCGGAAACAAUAACACUAAACAGUGGAACGCUACAGACAUUUGAGAUUCUUCCAUCUUUCCAUUUACAGCCCACUGGCACUCCAGGCACAUACCUACUUCAGACAAGCUCAAGCCAAGGCCUUCCCCUGACUCUGACGGCUAGUCCCACAGUAACCCUGACAGCUGCUGCUCCUGCUUCUCCUGAACAGAUUAUUGUCCAUGCUCUAUCCCCAGAACAUUUGUUGAACACAAGUGACAAUGUCACAGUACAGUGUCACACACCAAGAGUCAUCAUCCAGACUGUUGCCACAGAGGACAUCACUUCUUCCAUGUCCCAAGCAGAACUGACGGUAGAUAGUGAUAUUCACUCAUCUGAUUUUCCUGAGCCUCCAGAUGCCCUAGAAGCAGACACUUUCCCCGAUGAAAUUCAUCAGCCUAAGAUAACUGUAGAGCCAUCAUUUAAUGAUGCUCAUGUGUCCAAAUUCAGUAACCAAAAUAGCACAGAACUGAUGGAUAGUGUUAUGGUCAGAACAGAAGAAAUCUCUGACACCGACCUUAAACAAGAGGAGUCGUCUUCUCCUUUAGCCCGUGCUUACGUUACUGAGGACCUCGAGUCUCCUACCAUAGAAGAACAAGUUGAUCAGACAACCAUUGACGAUGAAACAAUACUUAUUGUUCCUUCACCACAUGGCUUUAUCCAGGCAUCUGACGUUAUCGAUACCGAAUCGGUCUUGCCUUUGACGACGCUAACAGAUCCAAUACUCCAACAUCAUCGAGAAGAAUCAAAUAUCAUUGGAUCAUCUUUGGGCAGUCCUGUUUCAGAAGACUCAAAGGAUGUUGAAGAUUUGGUCAACUGUCAUUAGGUAAUUCUUAAAAGACAGGUACCUCAGGCAAAGAAGCCACACUGUUAAUUACAUCUCCAAAGAAAUAGGAGCAACUCCCAAGAGGCUGAAUUUGCCAUUCCUAUGGCUUUUAAAUAGCUACAGUGCUGAAGCCACAUACAGUGUUGCUGCUAUGACUUUUUACCUCCUUUAAAUGGAUCAUCUGAGGUCUAGUCUUAUGACAGUGUGUAGGUGACUCGAGUAUGGAGGACUUAACUGCAUAGAUCCCUGUGAUUAGUGUUAAUUGACAGCAGGGAAUUUCAUUCAGCUACUGAAAAAAAGUUUACAAUCACCAAAGCUUAACUACUCUGUUUUAAAAGCAGUGAUAUUCAUCUCUGAAGAUCAGACAUGGCUCUAUCCAUUCUCAAGCAGGCCUUUUCAUAUUUCAGAGAAGUCCUGUCAACAUGGUGUGUGGAGCUUAUCAGCGACCCUCAAAAAUGUUAAGUAUCCUUAGUCUGAAAGUUAACCAGCAUACACACACACACACAGAGACCUAAGAGACGAUUGUGUGGCGGUUGCUUUUGGUUUACCCAUUGCUGGCAGUGGGAGCUGAUUUAGGCUGGGUACACAGAAAAGCAUUAAAAGAAUUAAAAUUCACUACAGGUUUUUUACUACUUUUAAAGGGAAUAUGGAAGAGAGUAGCAACACAGCUCACCAGAAGCUAAGCAGACUUUUCACCCCUUCGGAACCCCCCGUUGUUGGUUUACAAAGUUAGCACUUUGAAGUAAAAUUAAACGAAAUGACAAAGGAAGGAAAGUUGCCUACCCCAUACCAGGCGUGUUUCUUACGCGUUUUGCUAUACAGAUGACCCAGGAAAUAGUUGAGGAAGGUAUUGCAGUCUGCCCUUCACUUUAGUGCAUUAGCUGGUGGGGUGCCACUUAACUUCUCCCUCUCAGGCAGUUUAAAAACACAAAAUUUGCUUCUGUUAGCAAAGGAAAGAAAUCAAGAGUCAUUCCUGUAUUAGAGAAGGUUAAACCAAAAUUAGCCUCUAGGAUUUUAAUGAACAUGACCCCAACAGAAAAGCCACACACACACACAAAAACAAAACAAAAAAAAAACUUGUAUAAAUUAUUUUAUUUAUUACUGUAAUUAGAUCUUCACAAUCAAAGUUGUCUUUUCACCGUCUGUGUUUUGUUAAUGUGAAAUUUAAUUGUAGUUAUAAGCAAAAGUUGGUUGCCUAGGGAACAAUAAUUGUAUAUUCAGUUUAACAGAAAUAAAAGAAUAUUUGUCUUAAAA
Molecule: messenger RNA, 5445 nt
Organism: Lynx canadensis (Canada lynx)
Lineage: Eukaryota; Metazoa; Chordata; Mammalia; Carnivora; Felidae
Gene: DMTF1
Product: cyclin D binding myb like transcription factor 1
Exons: 18
Coding region: 2104-4191 (695 amino acids)
Biological process (GO): regulation of transcription by RNA polymerase II
Cellular component (GO): nucleus
Molecular function (GO): RNA polymerase II cis-regulatory region sequence-specific DNA binding; DNA-binding transcription factor activity, RNA polymerase II-specific
Source: RefSeq, a predicted model, not a curated record